GACAACAUGCCUCCAUUUCUGUCUCUGCCAGCUGUCAGCCUACUCCUCUUCUCCGUGGUGUCCCCAUCCAUGUCUCUUCAGGAAGUCCAUGUGAGCAGGGAGACCAUUGGGAAGAUUGCAGUGGCCAGCAAAUUGAUGUGGUGCUCAGCGGCGUUUGACAUCCUGUUUCUGUUCGAUGGCUCUCACAGCGUCGGGAAAGGCAGCUUCGAGAGAUCCAAGCACUUUGCCAUCACUGUCUGUGAUGCUCUGGACAUCGGCCCUGGGAGGAUCCGAGUGGGAGCCUUGCAGUUUGGUUCCACUCCUCAUCUGGAAUUCCCCUUGGAUUCCUUUUCCACCCGACAGGAAGUGAAGGCAAACAUCAAGAGGAUAGCUUUCAAAGGCGGGCGCACAGAGACAGGCCUCGCUCUGAAACGCCUGCGCAGAGGGUUCCCCGGAGGCAGAAACGGUGCUGUGCCCCAGCUCCUUAUCAUCAUCACGGAUGGCAAGUCCCAGGGGCCCGUGGCUCUGCCAGCUAAGCAGCUGAGAGAAAGAGGCAUCGUUGUGUUUGCUGUAGGGGUCCGGUUUCCCAGGUGGGACGAGCUGCUCACACUGGCCAGUGAGCCAAAGGAGCAGCAUGUGCUGUUGGCUGAGCAAGUGGAGGACGCCACCAACGGUCUCCUCAGCACCCUGAGCAGCUCAGAGCUCUGCACCUCCGCUGAUGCAGAUUGCAGGGUGGAAGCUCACCCCUGUGAGCGCAAGACCCUGGAGACCGUCAGGGAACUGGCUGGCCAUGCCCUGUGCUGGAGGGGAUCGAGGCAGGCGGAUGCUGUGCUGGCUGUACGCUGCCCCUUUUACAGCUGGAAGAGAGUGUUCCAAACACACCCUGCCACCUGCCAUAGGACCAUCUGUCCAGGCCCCUGUGACUCCCAGCCCUGCCAAAAUGGAGGCACAUGCAUUCCAGAGGGUGUGGAUAGGUACCACUGCCUCUGCCCGCUGGCAUUCGGAGGGGAAGUCAACUGUGCCCCAAAGCUGAGCCUGGAAUGCAGGAUCGAUGUCUUCUUCCUGCUGGAUAGCUCUGCAGGCACCACUCUGGAGGGCUUCCGGCGGGCCAAGGCCUUCGUGAAGCACUUCCUGCAGGCCGUGCUGAGUGAGGACUCUCGGGCCCGCAUUGGGGUGGCCAGUUACAGCAGGGAUCUGAUGGUGGCUGUGCCUGUCGGGGAGUACCAGGAUGUGCCAGACCUGGUCAGGAGGCUUGACAGUGUUCCCUUCCAUGGUGGUCCAACCCUGACUGGCAGUGCCUUGCUGCAGGUGACAGAGCAUGGCUUUGGGACUGCCAGCAGGACAGGCCAGGACAGGCCACGCAGAGUAGUGGUUCUGCUCACUGAAUCACACUCACAGGAUGAUGUGGCUGGGCCAGCAGAUCACGCAAGGGCUCGGGAGCUACUCCUCCUGGGCGUGGGCAGUGAGAUCGUGCAGGCGGAGCUAGAGAUCAUCACAGGCAGCCUGAAGCACGUGAUGGUCUACGCAGACCCUCAGGACCUAUUCAGCCAGAUCCCGGAGCUACAGAGGAGGCUGUGCAGCCAGCCACGGCCAGGCUGCCAAGCACAGUCACUGGACCUGGUGUUCCUGCUGGAUGCCUCUGCCUCAGUGGGACCUGAGAACUUUGCCCAGAUGCAGACUUUCAUCAGGAAAUGCACUCUGCGCUUUGAUGUGAACCCUGAUGUGGCACAGGUUGGCCUGGUGGUGUACGGCAGCCAGGUGCAGACAGCCUUCGGCCUGGACACCCAUCUCACCCGUGCUGCCGUGUUGCGGGCCAUGAGCCAGGCUCCCUACCUCGGGGGUGUGGGCUCUGCUGGCACAGCCUUGCUGCACAUUGAUGACAAGGUGAUGAGUGUCCAAAGGGGCGCCCGCCCUGGUGUCCCCAAAGCUGUGGUGAUGCUCACAGGUGGGAGUGGGGUAGAAGAUGCUACUGUCCCUGCCCAGAAGCUGAGAGACAAUGGCAUCUCAGUCUUGGUUGUGAGCGUGGGGGCUGUCCUCAGGGAGGCAGUGCGGAGGCUCGCUGGUCCCCGGGACUCCCUGAUCCAUGUGGCAGCUUACUCGGACCUACCGUACCACCAGGAUGUGCUCAUUGAGUGGAUAUGUAGAGAAGCCAAGCGGCCAGUCAACCUCUGCAAACCCAGCCCAUGCAUGAAUGAAGGCACCUGUGUCCUAAAGAAUGGCAGUUACCGCUGCAAGUGCCGGGGUGGCUGGGAAGGCCCCCACUGUGAGAACCGCGUCUUGAGAGGAGAUGCCCCCAUGGCACAUAGCUUCCACCAAGAGCCCACCAGAGGACGGCAGCCAACCCCCCAGCCAGCUCCUGGGCAUCUCAGAAUCUGAAAGGCACUGUCUGUGGCCCGGUGCACCUCCUGGGAGUUCUGGAGCAUCUGCUUCCAGCUCUAAGCUGAGCUGUCCUGCCCACAAGCCUCUGCCACAGAGGACCGUGCUGCUUGGGACAGGAGCAGCUGCAGCUGUCCAUCACUAUGGUGAUCUUGGAAACUGCUAAUGUGUCAGUAUUUACCUCCUGUACCUGUUUGUCACCUUUCCUGAGGAUAAGGAAGAGGCCAUGGAGCUUGAUGGCCUGCUGGAGGGCCAUUUUGACCAUCACAAAUGCUAGGGAGAAGGCUGAAAGGUGGUAAUGCCUGGAGGAAGGCAUCUGCCGGGCGUACCACGCAGUGAUGGUUUUGACACAAAAGGUGGACUUCUCCCUUUCCCAAAAGAUAACUCCUAUGGAUUUAGUUUGAAAAGGGAUUAUGUGCCAUUUGUGAGGUUUUCUGGUGACCAGCUCUGUGUGUGGGAAAGACCUGGGAAGGUCUCAGACAGCAGUUUGGCCCAUUAGCCAGUUUGUGUAUAGGGAAGGGGCGUACUGUGCGAAGGGUUCUCUCUUGUGGUUGGUCUGGGUGCUGCACAGUAAGACCUUCGGGGGCUUCCUUUCAGAGUUUAUGUAGGAGAAGUCAGUGGUAGUGCAUUGCUGUCCUCGUUUUUGGUGGUGGCAGUGAAGGGCGGACGUCACAAACUCAGCCAUUGAGGGCGAGGGGUGACUAGGAGGUUAGCUUUCAACGCUCACCGGCUUUGCCUUACAUGCUUCUCCUGCCCAGUCUGUUGCGGGGCUUUUCAAGAGAGAGUCGUCAUCCAUGCCCCCAGAGCACCUGUGUCUGUGUGGCAAACUAGGCGCCUAACCGCGCCACUCCCGUGGGUUUCCCCCUUCCUUGUGCUGUUUGGAGCUGGGCUUUCAGGGGAAGCGCUGCAGAGCUCUGGAAGCACCUGAGAAGCACUGGUAACAGCAGGAUGUGACAUGCAACCUGUGUGACGUAGGCUCCCAGAAUGAGACUCCCUCACCAUUACGGUGUUCUGUGGGUCAGUCUGGCUGGCUGAGACACUACUCUGCAGGUUUGCAGUAUGCUUUUCCUUCACAUUCAGACUGUGGAUGUGAACAGUUACAUACUGUUAGGUUUCAACCAGUGAAUCAAUUUUUUGACUCCCUGGAUAAGAUUUCUUUUGUGAUAUUUGGACAUUUCCAUAUCGGAGCAGUGCUAAUUUUAUCAUGGAAUGCCUGGAUUUCCCAAACUUUCACACUGUUAUAGUCAUAGUAUUUUCUUAUAAAAUCUUGCCAGUGUCUGUUUUUAAGGCUUCCUAGUCAAUUUUGCUAUUCCAUUUGCUUAGGUUAUCUUAUUUCUUAAAUUGCAGUAGCAUGUUCAAGGAGUCAGAAUUUGGUCUUGUUGAAUUUUAAAUAUAAAAUAAAUACAUUUAUGUUCCGAA
This is a messenger RNA of Peromyscus eremicus (cactus mouse), 3774 nucleotides long. RefSeq names its product von Willebrand factor A domain containing 2 (gene Vwa2). The record is from RefSeq and is a predicted model, not a curated record. Gene Ontology annotation, molecular function: calcium ion binding. The coding region runs from base 7 to 2355 and encodes 782 amino acids. The transcript is spliced from 13 exons. NCBI's taxonomy places the organism in Eukaryota, Metazoa, Chordata, Mammalia, Rodentia, Cricetidae.